AACUCAAAUUAACCAUCAUAAUGAGACUAUAAAGAAUAGGUGAUUGUCUAGCAACGUCUGCAUAACUUGGAUUCGACGGAUCGGAUUUUCAUCUUCGCCGGAAAAUGAGCACCAGAAUCUUUUCUUCCCCUGAAUCCUCUAUUUCAGGUUUCUUCUUUGUUUGGCUGACAUGCUUCCCUUAUCUUUUCUCAGUCUAUGGGUCUGCUAGUGAAACGAAGCAGAAUAGACCUGUAAUUAACGUUACAAAACACAUCUCGUUUCCUGAUUUUAGCCUACAGAAUCCCAGAAUUUUUUAUGAUGUGAAGCUUUUGGGAAGCGCCAAGCUCUUGAACGAAAAGGGUGUGGUGCAGAUUCCUGGUGAGACCAAUUUUUCCGAUCUCAGACAUCUAGCGGGGAGAGCUAUCUACUCUUGGCCUGUCCGUUUGUUUGAUCCUUUUACCGAAACUCCGGCGUCUUUUGAGACAACAUUUUCUUUUAGGCUCAGUAAAGCAACUCAGCUCAAUUCUUCUGGGUCGGAGAUGGGUAAUCAUGAAGGCUCCGGGAUGACAUUUAUCAUAGUACCGGACGAAUUUACCGUCGGAAGAGCGGGGCCAUGGCUGGCGAUGCUCAAUGAUGCUUGCCAGGAGAAUUACAAGGCUGUGGGAUUUGAAUUCGACACCCGACAGAACCCGGAAUUCGGGGACCCAAAUGACAACCAUGUCGGAAUUAAUUUGGGAAGCAUUGUUUCGACGGUGACUGCAAACGCCUACGAUGUGGGUGUCUUCCUGAAGGACGGUUCAGUCCACCGAGCUUGGAUUUCGUAUGACGGUAAGCAAAAAUGGAUCGACAUCCGCCUUGGAUUGGACGGCCUUGAAUACCCAUCAAAAUCGAUCAUCUCCGGCCCUCUUGAUCUUUCCCCCCAUCUGAACGAGUACAUGUUCGUCGGAUUCUCGGCAUCUACAGGUAACAUGAUCCAACUCCACCAAGUUCACUCAUGGAAUUUUACAGCGACUAGUCAGGCUUUUCUUCGUAUUCCGUCGUCGGAGAGUUGUGAGAGUAAAAUUACCUUCCCAAGUAGUGCCGAUCUAACUAGCCAGAAGAAAAACCACAAGAAAGAGCCGCACCUCGUCUUCUUGAUCCUCGGAGCAGUGGUGACAGCAGUGGCUGUGGUGGUUGCGCUCUGGUUUUUCUGCAGCAGCAAGGAACAAAAUAGUAAUUCCAAGCUCGUUGUCUUACCGGAGAAAAAGCAACGGCCAAGCAGUCUCAUCAAGCCCCGCCGUUUGACCUCAUCGGAGAUCUCAUCAGCAACUCAGGGUUUCAGCGAGGGAGAAGAACUGGGUAGCGACUGCAGAGGCGUUUACUACAAAGGGAAGCUUUCUGGUGGUUGUGAAAUCGCUGUGAAGAGGUUCUCCGCUAAAUUCCUCAGCUCCCAGCAAGGCUCAGACAAGCGACGGUUGCUCAAAGAAAUUAGCGCCAUGAGCCUAGUCCGCCACCCCAACUUAGCCCCUGUCAGGGGAUGGUGCCAUGACAGGCGGGAUGUGAUGGUUGUGUACGAUUUCUACACCAAUGGAAGCCUGGACAAAUGGCUCUUCGGAGUUGGCGUGCUUCCCUGGACCCGACGGUUCAAGGUAAUCAAAGAUGUAGCUGAAGGACUGAGUUUCCUCCACUCCAAGCGACUAGCUCACAAGAACAUGAAAACAAGCAGUGUCUUUGUCGAUGUAAGUUUCCGGGCACUUUUAGGCGAUUACGGAUUCGUUCUAUCAGCAAUGGAAUCACAGAGGUUUGAAGCAGCCGUAAGUCAAAAGGCUGAUGUUUUUGAAUUUGGUAUCUUUGUUUUAGAACUAGUGUCUGGAAGGAGGAAAUUGGACUCGGAGUUGAAUCAAGAAGAGAAGGAUUUGGUAGAUUUUGCUUGGAGAAUGCAUGAAAUGGAUGAGAAGGCGAAGGUGGUUGAUGGGAGGUUGGGAUCGUUGGUGAAUUUGGAGCAGGCGAUUCAAGUUCUAGAAAUUGGAUUGCUUUGUACUCUGAAUGAAUCAAAGGGAAGGCCUUCCAUGGGUGAUAUUGUGGAAUUCUUGAGUUUGGAAAGACAUAUUCCGGAGCUGCCUGCCAGUAGACCCAUGGUUCUGUGCCCUUACAAUAGUGCCACCGGUCUCUGCCCCGGUUAUUCAUGUGGAGCUUUCAAUUGAACCCUCAGUCCCACUUGGUGAGACCUGUUAUGACCUAUGUGUUUCAGCAUUAGGGCUUUCUUUAGUUGUGUUGUGCUAAGAUUGUUUUUUAUU
Messenger RNA from Rubroshorea leprosula, 2255 nucleotides. The record is from the annotation of a GenBank genome assembly. NCBI's taxonomy places the organism in Eukaryota, Viridiplantae, Streptophyta, Magnoliopsida, Malvales, Dipterocarpaceae.